Molecule: messenger RNA, 1513 nt
Organism: Pomacea canaliculata
Lineage: Eukaryota; Metazoa; Mollusca; Gastropoda; Architaenioglossa; Ampullariidae
Exons: 3
Coding region: 367-792 (141 amino acids)
Source: RefSeq, a predicted model, not a curated record
UUUUAGUUAUGGGGCAGCAAAGAGGUAAAACUCAUUUCCUUUUAUAUCCGCCACAUGCCCAUCAUAUGCAGAGUCUUCUACAAGUGCGUUAAAAUCGCAAUUCCAGCUUAAUAAUAUUCUGAUAAACGAUUCCCUAUCGUAGUAAUCUCGCACAUCGAACAUCUGUGAUCACAGGCCUAUCAGAUGUCUUCCGCUUAAAUCAUAUUUUCAACUUGACGUAUUCACGACGUACCUUGUGAUUAGGUGCCGUUGGUAAUAAAGCCACCUGUGCCUGUUUGGUAGUCAGGCAGUCUGCUGCUUUGUUGACGGAGCAUUGAAGAAGGUAGGCAACUCUCCAACCUCACAUUGUCAAUCAAGCUGGCAAAUAUGGUCUCAGUGAACAUCUUUGUCAUCCACUGCUUCACGGCCAGCGUGUUUUUCUUCGUAGUCUGGCCCUCUGUGCAAGGCUUGCAUGGUUACAUUCAAUCAAAAAACCCUAAGUUCCACAAGAAUGGGGCUGUGACAUUUAGUGACACGUGCGAGACGCACACACCAAAGCCCGAGAAUGUGCCGGACAAGAACAAGCACGGACCGUUCAAACCAAUCGUAUUCAAGGUGGGAGAAAAAGUGGUCACAGACGAUUGCUUCCGGUGCCAAUGUUUCUUGGAGUAUAUGAAAUGUUUUCCAUUUGGAGUAAACACCUGGAUCGAUUUUGUAGCUCCCGAAGGCUGUCAAUAUGACAUAAGGGGCUGUGAGGAUAUCCCGUUGGUCAAGAUAGACAAUCCUUCUGAACCGUGCUUUUAUUCCGGGUGAACCACCCCGUCCAUUGUUAGCAAGUCAAGGUACUUUACUUCAGGGUUAUGUUUCCUUAUUGCUACUAACCAGAAAAAUGUUUCACCAACUGUAUGCUUGAAAUACUAUUAAAAUUGGUUUUAAAACAUUGUUUUGAUAGUUGAUAUUUGUCUUUUUGUCUAAUUAAAAAAGUGAGGAGGGAGGGGGACAAGAGAUUCAAUAACCACUCUCUGAUUGGAAAAUGACACAUUUUUACUGAAUGUUUUCUUAGUUGUUAAAGAUAAAAAUAGUCCAGUAAUUUUUUUGACAUAAACCUACCUAAUAGAGAAUAGAAAUCUGGAUAAAAAGACUGAAAAAUGAAAUCUUCUCUGUGUGUGUGUGUGUGCGUGCGUACUUGUGUGUUACUGAUACUUAAUAAAACUGUUUGUCCAACCUCACAAUACUUGCGAAGAAAUAUGUCUUUUAAAUACCGUUAGGUCCAUGUGCUUUGUUGAUUUGUGUACGUUUUCCCGGAGAAUGUUUUUUGUAGGUUUGUGGCAUCCAUUGUAAGAUACUACAGCUGUCUCCAACCAAACAAUACUACACUUUGAAGCUACACUGGAGUUAACUAUGUAGAAGCAAUAAUAAUAAAGCCUGCAUGUUAAUAUUGCACUUCCCUGCCAUGUGCACGAGCUGUGCAGGAAAAUCGAAUUGCAAACCAAACAAGAAAAUGAGUUCCAACAAAAACACAGAGAGGAGAUGC